Messenger RNA from Thermothielavioides terrestris NRRL 8126, 1130 nucleotides. RefSeq lists its product as uncharacterized. Lineage: Eukaryota; Fungi; Ascomycota; Sordariomycetes; Sordariales; Chaetomiaceae. Gene Ontology annotation, biological process: regulation of DNA-templated transcription. Gene Ontology annotation, cellular component: histone deacetylase complex. The coding region runs from base 135 to 704 and encodes 189 amino acids. The record is from RefSeq and is a predicted model, not a curated record. Gene Ontology annotation, molecular function: transcription coregulator activity; protein binding. The transcript is spliced from 2 exons.
AACAAGGCGUUGAAGCAGCAGAAUUCAGCGCCCAGGUCCCUAUAAUGUGAACUUGAUCGAUUUCGCCUAAAGCACGCUGGCAACGUUCCUCUCGUGUACACCCACGCAACCCUUUGUCAAUCACUUCUCUUCCCAUGGCUCCAUCGAAAGCCGCUCGGAGCGGCCCCGACGACGGCAAGGCAGAUGCCCCGACUACCAAGGAGAAGAGCGGGAGCGGUGCCGGGAAUCAAUCAGCUACCAAGAUGCGGAGAGUCGCCAGCAGUGCAACUUCUAACCUGCGAGAAGUCACCAACGCAAGCGCUGUGAACGGGGCGGCUGCUACAACGGCGACCGACUCAGCGUCCAGCGCACAGGAAGCCAACGUGCCAGGACUACAGUGGCCUGCUUUUGAGCGGGACGUCCUCCACGCCUACCGCCGCGCGUACCGCCUCAAGACGCCGACCGCCUUCGUCAGCGACCACCACGCAUGGGUGCUCACCCAGCCGGGCAGCAUCGGCCUCUACUCGCCGACGAUCGCGAGACACAAGCAGCUCCGGAGGCAGACGAAAGACCAGCUGACGAAUGUGGUGCGCAAACAUUUCAACGGCCUGGGCGUCCAGGAAAACGACGUCAUCGUCGACUUCCUCCACAAGGUCCGGAGCGAGGGAAUCUCCAAGGCAAGGAUACGGCGAUCCGACUUUAUCCAUCAAGAAGUGGAACGAUGAGGAUGAGCGGAACAAUUGCGGAAGAAACUAAGACGCUUGGAGGGACACAGCACUCUUUGAUCUCCUUGGGACGGAUACCCUGCGUGUUUGGAUGCACAACAUGUCCUACGAUUAUACUUGGAUGGGGUUUUGGGCGUUGCUUGCAUUUGCAUGUCAUGGCUGCAUUAUAUACAAUGGGAGGCAUUGUUCUCAGCAGAAGGCGGGAUGCUUGGCACUGCUUUUCGCUCCAAUCUCAACCCACUGCGUUUUAACGUGAAGAAAUGUCGCGUCACGCUCCCUCCAGAGUUAGACGUGGGGAGGCCCACAGAAAGCGGUGGUCAUUUCUAGCGAAACAGAAAGUGGGCCCGCUUUGGGCUGGUGCCUCAGGCGGCAAAACAACUCGACGCUAAAACUGCCAUCUUAUCUUGCGCCAUCCAACCAGACGGG